CCCCCCCCCCCCUGGAAAUGACAAUCGACAAAUACCAGAUCACAAGGAUUGAGAAGUGGAUCACAAACUAGAUGGGAGAUGCGAGAAAAGGGGAUUUGGGGGUUAAACAAAGAGAGUCAAUGGUGGCUUACUUGCUAUGGUUCAUAUUGAAGGCUCGAAAUGAUUGGGUGUAUCAUCACCAAGAGCCACGGCCGAAACAAGCAGUCGAUAGAGCCGUAGAGGCUAUCAGUGAGUUUUUUAACCAAGGGGAAAAGACAGAGGCUUUGAACAGAGGUGGAAGCGAUGUUUGGCAACAACCACCAUAUUGUUGGCACAAAAUCAACUGCGAUGGAGCUUUCUUGGAGAGGACAAAGCAGGGAUCUAUUGGAGUAGCUGUACGAGAUACAGAGGGAACCCUAAUCCAUGGGGAAACUGAUUCUUUGUGAGCAUCUUCGCCACUUGCAAUAGAGGUGGAAGCGAUCCAAAGAGCAUGCAAAAUAGCAGUAGCGAAGGGAUACAAAGCAGUGGUGGAGUCCGACUCAAAGAUCACCAUCGACUCCAUCAAUGAAGGACCAGAGGCAACAAUCUAGGGGAUUAAGCAAAUUCAACAAGAUAUUUGGGGUUAUGCGAGAAAUUUACCACUAAUAAUUUUUAGGGCGGUGAAAAGAUCAGCAAAUGAGGUGGCAAUGGAUUGAGAACCCACCGGUGAGCCUUCGAAGAGUAAUUGCCUCGGAGAGAAGAGUAGGAGUAGGCUAAAUCUCUGGCUUGUAGUGUUCUUUCGAGUUCUUGUUUUUGUUUUUUUUAAAGUAAUAUA
This is a messenger RNA of Ilex paraguariensis (yerba mate), 793 nucleotides long. NCBI's taxonomy places the organism in Eukaryota, Viridiplantae, Streptophyta, Magnoliopsida, Aquifoliales, Aquifoliaceae. The record is from the annotation of a GenBank genome assembly.